AUGACGACGCAGUACGAACCUUCGGCGCACUUCCACAGCGCCGCAGCCUACCUCUCGUCCGCCUUGUCACUGAAGCAGGUGUCCUCGUCCACGAAACUCGAGCUGUACGGCCUGUUCAAGCACCUCACCGUCGCGCCCAAGCCGGACGCCUCGCGGCCGUCGAUCUUCGAUAUGGUCGGGAGAGCCAAGUGGGAUGCGUGGGAUGGGGCGGAGAAGAAGUACCAGAUACCGAAAGAGGCGGAGAAGAGGUAUUUGGAGAUUGCGAGGGGGUUGGGGUGGAGUGAGGGUAGUGUUGUUGAGAAGGCAAAACCAGCUGUGUCGAAAACGGGAGAGGAGGGGGAUAUUUGGGACGAUGAGGACUCUGGGAAGGGUAGUGGGGGAGGAGGAAGCUUGGGCUUGACUGUGAGCACCCUGGCUGCUCCCCCCUCUCCUCAGGUAGCGGAUUUUAGCAUACACGGGCUCGCGCUGUCGAACGACGUUUUUGGCCUGACGGCGCUUUUGGAUGGGGAGCCGGAGAUUGACGUGAAUGCGUUGGACGAAUUUGGAUACGCGCCGAUUCACCUGGCUUGCGAUAGGGGGCAUAUAGACAUCGUACAGAUCUUACUGAGGCGUGGGGCGGACCGGAAUAUCAAGGACCCCGACGGCCUCACUCCGCUGGAGCUUGCUCAGGAAGCUGGACGCGUCGAGAUUGAAAAGAUACUCGUAUCUAGUCCUUGA
Molecule: messenger RNA, 717 nt
Organism: Cyclocybe aegerita
Lineage: Eukaryota; Fungi; Basidiomycota; Agaricomycetes; Agaricales; Hemipholiotaceae
Source: the annotation of a GenBank genome assembly